Molecule: messenger RNA, 1566 nt
Organism: Episyrphus balteatus (marmalade hoverfly)
Lineage: Eukaryota; Metazoa; Arthropoda; Insecta; Diptera; Syrphidae
Exons: 4
Coding region: 57-1037 (326 amino acids)
Source: RefSeq, a predicted model, not a curated record
AAUAUUAUUAUCAUGAGCUUGUCCCAUAGCUAUUCAGAAUAGCUUUGCUUCCAAUCAUGAACAGUUCAUCCGUUAUCUUUGGUCUUUACGUUUUUUGUAUUAUGGCCAACGUGGGUCAUUGUGACACGAUAGCUUUUGAACCGGGAACAAUAACAUAUUCCUGGAUAAUACCACCCAAAAGUCGACCUCCAUCAGAUAGACCCUCUUCUAUUGACUUGGAUACCCGAAACGAAUCACCCAUUCGACCAAUUGGCGGAUAUGGACAUCCACCAUUUUAUCUACGUCAUUCACAGGAACAAUUAACUCUCCCAAAUGAAUUCCUCAUUACACCUGGUGAUCCCCAUUCGAGAGCUAGCAGCGGUCUUACCCAUCAGCCACCGUUAUUCCAGCAGCUUAAUCCGAACAAGCCUUUAAUGAAUCAGGCUGAUUGCGAUGGUGACCCGACCUGUCCAAAUGUUGAUAUUACCCAACAGCAGCAUGCCACAACAAUGCACCAAAGCAAUAUUGCUGCUGUCCCAAACAUAAUGCCACCAGUCGAUUCAGAUCAACGGCAACGAGGUCCUAUUUCACUAGGACAACCUGUCAGUUGGCCAACCACCCAUUCUGGCGGUAUUGGUCUUCUAUUCUUCGUCCCCCAAUCAGCAUCUCAUUUGCCGGUGGAGCAAUUGAUUCGCCAGCAACUGCUGGCCCUGCAUCGAACGCAGUUUCCAUUUGACAUCUCAAUAAAUUGCGAGGAUGCUGUUGGCUCUGGUGCUGGAUGCCUUCCAGGUGGUCGUUCUCCUCAUCCUCCUCAGCAGUCGCUCCUGAUGACGCCGCCGCCGCCAUUUUCACCCGCCACAACCACAUUGAAUGGAAGGAAUGUUGAAAAUGGUAAUUAUGCAAGUCUACCUCUUUUUGAAAUUGUCAAUAGCAGUAGUCGACGUGGAGGAGGUUUUCAGGAGCAACAGCAACAGAAUGAACGAAAUUGGAGACCUUUCGGUGAAAAUAUUGUUCGGAGACUAUUGCAACAACAACGAGAAUUGUCAAUAAAACCGUAAUAGUUGCAAGCCUUGCAUUUUGUAUCCUAACGAGAUGAAUGCCCAUUGCCGAUACUCAAUAUCCCAGGAUACAUCAUCACAUUGAAAAUACCUAUAAACCAAUUCAGCACCCAAACUAAACUCGGGACUUACGCAACUUAAUUGGCCAACAAUUACAAAACAUCCCGUGAGGUAAACAUCAUCAUUAUCAUCAUCAACAACAUCAUCAUCGUCAAUAUUGCAUCGUUGGACGUCAUCAUCAUCGUCAUAUCCUAUCAAUUCGUGGAGGGAUAUUUGCAAAUGUUAACAACAUUAUCCCUGUUAUAUGUAGGGACAGUAUAUAUAGCCUCGGCAUCAUCAUCAUCAUCAUCAGCUGCAGGACAAAAGGACCUCUGGAAUGUUUAUACUCGGACAUUUCUAUACACAGCUUUUAGUUUCAUAAUUAUUAUUAUUUUUGGGUAUUAGAGUACAGUGGGGUUUUAAAAUGUUAAGGACAUAAUUUAAAAAAAUAUAUAGAUAUUUAGAAUAAUUGUAAUAUUUCAAGAAAUAU